Messenger RNA from Lingula anatina, 1968 nucleotides. RefSeq lists its product as uncharacterized. The record is from RefSeq and is a predicted model, not a curated record. NCBI's taxonomy places the organism in Eukaryota, Metazoa, Brachiopoda, Lingulata, Lingulida, Lingulidae.
ACACUAUUUUCAAAAUGAGUGAAUAGAAAGGUUCUAAAUGCCAACGCCCUAUUCGUGGUCAUGAAGGUCCACAUGAGGAAUAUUGCACAUGUGUGAACACUUUGUCAGAAGAUUUCGAAAAACAACCCAUGGCUUCGAAUUCAGGUGAGAGUGAAACUGACCAGCCGUCAACUGCUGCUGCUAGUGAACCAGUCGAGAUAGAAAAGAAAAGAAAUGAGUUUUUCCAGUUCAUAUUAAGGGGUGACCAUAGUGGUCUAAGGGCAAUGUUUCCAGACCCAUCGCCGCAAAAUGAUCAAACCCAUGCAGAUGAGAAUGCCCCUCAACCGACAUGCGUUCGAUCUGGCAAACCGAAAACGUGCCGCAAUUUACCUUUUCUAGGCUCUAGCAGCAGAGUACACCCCGAAUCUCAAGGCGACAAGGUAAACAAAGGCACAGCAGAGAAUUUACUCUUUCAAUCGUAUCCAAGCACCAAAGAUAACUGUAUGAAAGGGACAUUGUUGGAGGGUGGCCUUCCGCUUAUCGUUGCCGCCUGUAACGUAGCCUUACCCGAGGAAACUCAGAAAGAAAUAAUCGACAUUUUAAUGGAAAAAGCAAACAACAUAUUUACCCCCGAAAAAAUAGAGGAUUUGUUCUCCCCAAAGAAAAAUAAGAAAGGUAAAAUGUGUUUCACGAACUGGUCCGUCUGUCUACCCAGCCCUGGGUGGAACUGCUUUUCACUGAGGAAAACCUGGAGAACUCACUUCUCAUUCCUAGGUCACCACUGAAAAACGAAAGUACUUUUAUGAUGAUGGAGGAACCAAAAUCUGCUAGACCAUUAUGUAUUGAUAGGAUAAAGGCGAUUAUGAAUCACAUUGUUAACAAAUCUUGUGAACUUUGGGAUAAAAAAGCGAAAAAAGAUGUUAUCCUUUUUCAGCCCAAUGACAAGGGAUACACUAUUUAGAACUGGCCGUAAAAGACGGGGCUGUGCAUUUAGCCUGCUAUCUGUUGGAUUUAGAAAACGUUCUUAAAGUACCUGCAAAUUCUGAAUGUCCUGACAAGCGCCUUGUGCAUCGAGAUUUCGUUUACAGACUGGCACCUUUGAAAGAAAUAACGGAGGAUCUUAAAGUAGUGCAAAGGUUUGAUGAACUAUUUGUCCGUAAAGAUGGCGCCUUGUCGCUGAUGGAGUGCAUCACCGUGAAUAAGGGGGCAAAAGCCAUGGAGUUUGUCAACAUCGUGCCACCUGAGCCAUGCUUUAGCCGAGCAAUGGAGUAGAUGUUUAAAAAUCCAUGUGAUCUGGGGACUUGUUCAUUUUCUAACAGCAGUAGCAUUGUCUGUGUGUGCUAGUUUCCGCCCCAGUAGAGCUGAGGUUGCUUAUAAGCCGGGCUGGGACUACGCGCGAGUGUCCACCGAAAUCGUGGUCGUGUUGUAUGUCUUGGUUCUUCUUUUCAUCGAACUAUAUGCUCUCGCCCAGAAGGGCGCGUUGGAAAAUUCUAUCAAGAUAAUCUGGAAAGCACGAUCAAAUGAGCGUUAUUCUGUCGUUUUUAUUUUAUACUCGAUUUUCACCAUUACAGCGACAGUUCUGCGUGUCGCUGCAUAUGCUUACGAAGAAAUAUUCUUGACUAUCGCCGUUAUUUUGAGUUGGUGGUCUUUCAUCCAUUUUCUAAGGCCUUUUAAGCGGUUAGCUUUUUAUACAGUAAUGAUACAAAAAGUAAUGUUCAAAGACAUAUUUCGCUUUUCUUUGCUUUUCUUGUUCCAGUUGGUAGGUUUCACGACAGCAUUCCAAGUAAUGUUUGAAGGUGUAGAAAAUCCUCCAGAAGAAUUUUCUUCUUUCGGGCAUAUCGUGUUUCACUUAUUUAAAGUAACUAUUGGCUUAGGUGAUGUAACUCUUAUGGAGGAGGUUAGUUAUCCAUGGUUUGGCGUUAUCCUCUUUGCCAUAUUUGUCUUGAUAAGCUAUCUACUGCUAUUUAAUAUGGUGAUUGCCAUGAUGUC